Parnassius apollo (apollo) is the source of this 3828-nucleotide messenger RNA. The record is from the annotation of a GenBank genome assembly. Lineage: Eukaryota; Metazoa; Arthropoda; Insecta; Lepidoptera; Papilionidae.
AUGGGGGCGCAGCAGGCCAAGGAGCGCGGCACAGCCAUCGGCGCGUCCAUGCGCUCGGCUCGGAGCAGGCCGCGAGCACCCAGAGACCCCCGCAUGUUAGGCUCCAAUAUAUUUACCGAACAUAGUGAGGCGUUGCGUCAAAGCCGUCCGCUGCCGCACAUACCAGACCUGCCGGACGGCGAAGGUGCUGGGACAGCGCCGACCACGCCACAGCCGCUCGACACCGCCAACAGAUGGACAUCGAAAGAGAAUUUGCUAGCGCACCAAGAAGAUGAUGAUCCGCAACUAUUUGUGGCGUUGUACGACUUCCAGGCUGGAGGCGAAAAUCAGCUUAGCCUCAAGAAAGGUGAGCAGGUGAGAAUUAUGAGUUACAACAAGAGCGGUGAAUGGUGUGAGGCGCACACACUAUCUGGCGGGCGAGUCGGCUGGGUGCCAAGCAAUUACGUGACGCCCGUCAACUCCCUCGAGAAACACUCGUGGUACCAUGGCCCGAUAUCACGUAACGCUGCUGAGUAUCUCCUAUCCUCGGGUAUCAACGGCAGCUUCCUGGUCCGCGAAUCCGAGUCUAGUCCAGGUCAAAGGAGUAUAUCCUUGCGGUACGAAGGCCGCGUGUACCACUAUCGUAUUAAUGAGGACUCCGAUGGCAAGGUAUACGUAACGUCGGAGUCCAAGUUCGGCACCCUAGCCGAGUUAGUUCACCACCAUUCAGUUCUGGGCGAUGGUCUCAUCACUCAGUUACUGUAUCCGGCCCCGAAGCGGAACAAGCCCACCGUGUUCCCCCUGGCGCCGCCUGACGAGUGGGAAAUCGAUCGAACCGACAUCGUCAUGAAGCAUAAACUCGGUGGCGGACAAUAUGGAGACGUGUACGAGGCCGCUUGGAAGCGAGGGAAUAUGACCGUGGCGGUUAAAACUCUGAAAGACGACACAAUGGCCCUUAAGGAUUUCCUUGAAGAGGCAGCAAUCAUGAAAGAAAUGCGCCAUCCGAAUCUGGUGCAAUUGCUUGGAGUCUGCACUCGGGAGCCUCCGUUCUACAUCAUCACGGAGUUUAUGAGCCGAGGAAACCUCCUGGAUUACCUUCGAACAGGCAAUCGCGAACACAUCGAUGCGGUUGUUCUUAUGUACAUGGCGACGCAAAUUGCUUCUGGGAUGAGCUAUUUGGAGAGCCGCUCUUUUAUUCAUAGAGAUCUAGCAGCUCGGAACUGCCUAGUUGGCGAGAACCACCUGGUGAAGGUAGCAGACUUCGGUCUCGCCCGUUUGAUGCGCGACGACACGUAUACUGCCCACGCUGGGGCAAAAUUUCCAAUCAAGUGGACUGCGCCCGAAGGACUCGCGUAUAACACCUUCAGCACGAAAUCCGACGUGUGGGCCUUCGGUAUACUCUUGUGGGAGAUCGCUACGUAUGGCAUGUCGCCAUACCCAAGGGUUGACUUGGCGGACGUCUAUCAUAUGCUCGAAAAGGGCUACCGCAUGGAGUGCCCGCCCGGUUGUCCGGCUGCGGUGUACGAGCUGAUGCGCGGCUGUUGGCAAUGGAACCCUGCCGACAGGCCCACCUUCCGAGAGAUCCAUCACGCCCUCGAACACAUGUUCCAAGAUAAUUCUAUCACAGAGGAGGUGGAGAAGCAACUGCUGGAAGGCGGCGCCGGCGGCAGCAUUCCACAGCUGUCGAUGAAGAAGACGAGCCCCGGCACGAGCGCCAGUGCGGCGGCUAGCGAGGCGCGCGGCGUACAGAUGCGGCGCCCCACGAACAGGCGCGGCAAACAGGCGCCCACACCACCCAAGCGCACCAGUGCUCUCCUGUCCGGCAGCCUGCUGUCCUCGUGCAGCUCGUUCCGCGAGUCCCAAUACGCGGCAGAGGAACACGCCGCCCACGACGACGGACUCGCGUCGCUAAACGGUGGGGUCCGCGGUGGGGGAGGCCGCGAGGCUUCAUCGGAGGGAUCUCUGGCCGAGGCAACACCAGAUACUGACGAGUCGGCCGGUGCAGGUGGAAGCUGUGCCCCUAGUGACCACCGUCAUCGGCCGAAACGUCGACAUCACCAGCAUGCGCAGCCUCCGCAACAUCAUGCGAAUGCACACGAGCUACAGCCCAAGCAAGGAGUACAAGUAGCGGCUCUCGAGGUACAAAACGUGAAACGUGCCAUAAAUCGCUAUGGAACCCUGCCGAAAGGUGCUCGAAUCGGCGCCUACUUGGAAUCAUUGAGGCAGAGUGGCGGCGGCACAGCUGCAGCAGUUUGCACAAGUGUUCCUCGGGAUACCCCGCAAGAUGAAGCCCGCUCGCUUUCUCCCAGGACUGCCCGCGCCCAACCCCAUAUGAUUAGAUCCAACUCAUCGGGCGGAGUCACCGCACCCGCCCCUGCUUCACCCCGCGCCUCAAGAGCCGCUCCUCCCUUGCGCUCCUUCAACAGCCCGGCAAAACCACGGCCGCGGCUAGCUGAACUGGAGUUCCCGCCCCCACCACCAGACCUCCCACCGCCUCCUGAAGACACGGCGCAACCCCCACCACCUCCCCCACCCCCUGAUUGUUGCCGCGACGCUGGCACAGACACGUCAGAUCAACACGAAGAUUCGCAUACACUCCCAUCAGAACGUCCCGAUGUGGACGAGAAACCCGCUAAGCAAAUCAUGAAAGAAAUGCUUGAAUUGAAACUUGUAGCAGAAAUAAAAGAACGUGCUGAUAAAAAGAAACAGAAACUAAAAGAGUCUCCCCCACCUAAUGAUGUUCUGGAGAUGCAAACGUCUUUCGGUGAUCCAGUGACACGACUCGUGUCCGAACUAUCAGAGAGUCUUAACAUGGAAGCACUCCGUAAAUCAGAGAAGAGAGUCGAAACAAAAUCGGUCGAUAAUGGUAAGGAGACUAUUUCUCCUAUAGAUUUGAAAGCGACCCUACGAAAAACCUCCUAUACCAAUAAUGUCGAAAAGAAAACCGAGAGUGAGACGAAAACCAACACUAAUUUUAAAUCCCAAUUGAAGAAAGUGGAAACGAAUAAGUUUAACAGCGCUAAUAAGGAAGCAGAAGAGUCUGGACGAUCGAUUAUUGACUUCAAAUCUCGUUUGCGAAAAGUCGAUAGUGGACCGCCAGCUACUAACGGAACGACAAAGAAGGCGGAGCAGAGCUCACCGGAAGAUUCUCGAAAGGAUGUGUCGAGUAAAAGUGAUGAUUCCGAUAAAAAACGUUCAGAAAGUGGUUCCCUGGAUACGAGCGGAGGUGACGAAGAAGACAAGAGACGAAGUACAGGCAGCAUUAGCAGCCUUAAGAAAUUGUGGGAGAGCAAAGAGAGUGAUGAAAGAUUGAGUCCCAAGUUGCGACCUAAGGGAGAGGAGAGUGAAGAAGCGUCUCCCGAGGAGCGUGGUACUGGAUUGGGACGCAGUGGAAGCGUAGCCCGUCGCGAUGAUAAGCCCGCAGUAGCUAGUAAGCCCACAGUGAGAGGACGACCAAUUGGAAAAGGUGGUAUUUACGCCACUCCCUUGGCGGCAGCCACUGCUGGAGAUACCGAUGCUGACGGAGAUGCCCUUGCCGCUCUACGUGCAUCUCUUGAAUGGUGCACAAAUGAGGUGCGGCGCGGGUGUGGCGGGGGGGCGGGCGGCGGCGGUGGGCGCGGGUCGCUGUGGCGGCUGCAGACGUCGGAGCGGCUCGCGCGGCUGGGCGCGGCGUGCGCGGCUUGCGCGGCGGCCGGGCGCGCGCCGCAGCUGCGCGUGCAGCUGCGCGCCGCCGCCGCGCGCCUCGACGCAGAGGCGCGCGCGCUCGCCUCACCACAACCGCACCACCACCACCUCGCCGACGGCGUCGAGCAAGCGCUCAAAGACCUCGCCGCAAUCGUACACAGGUAA